This is a messenger RNA of Zingiber officinale, 1612 nucleotides long. RefSeq lists its product as uncharacterized. The record is from RefSeq and is a predicted model, not a curated record. The transcript is spliced from 3 exons. Gene Ontology annotation, cellular component: chloroplast. Bases 771 to 1361 code for a protein of 196 amino acids. Lineage: Eukaryota; Viridiplantae; Streptophyta; Magnoliopsida; Zingiberales; Zingiberaceae.
AGAGAGAGAGAUUGGCAAUGAUCUAUCUCUCUAAAUAGUAAGAUAAAUAUUGGCAAUGAUCUAGCUACCUUAUGUGUGUGUGUAGAUAUAUAUAUUGGCAAUGAUCUAUUUAUAUACACAGAGAGAUAUUCAAUAGAUUGGCUUGAUAUGAAAGACAACUAGUUGCAAAAACUUUGGUGCCAUAUCUUCGAAAAUCAAGUUGUGUUCAUCUGGAUUGCGAACACUACUACAUCCGCAUUUACUAUAUUUACUAAGUUUCAUGCAUUAACAUAUCCCUUCUGAUUUUGACCAUAUGAGCUCUGUACUUUGACACCUGAAAACUUAUGUUACAAUAGUUAACUGUAGUUUAUGAUUUGAUGGAUACAAUUGAUGUGUUUUAAAUGAGGAUAUGCAUUUAUAUAUAUUUGAUCACAAUGUUCAAGAGGUCUAGGAAGAUUUUGUCUAAACUAGUAAACAGAAUGAAGCAAGAAUAAGGCAGAGAAACAUGGAAGCUGUUAACCUUUAUCUAAGACUAGCAAAGCAUCCACAAACAAUGUAGAUUGGGCACCAAAUUUAGGUACUCGGUAGCAUGUAAUUACUGUGUAUUAUUUGACUCAGAAUCUGAUUUGACACUAUCUAGAUUCUGAAAAUAUUCUAUGGAUGUGCAUUUCAUAUUUCUUUCAUGCUCAAAUGUUAAACCUGAGUUUCACUACUGCAGCAACAAAGCCUGCCUCUGUUAACUUGUAGAUUCAAGAUAUUGCUCAGAACAGAGAACUUGUCUGAUUAAGGGGAUGAGUGCUGUUCAGUCUAUUUUGUAUCCAGCUGGAGGGAUCAUCCUGAUCCAGCCAAAUAUUAAAAAUGUUGGAAACUCAGCUUCGGGAUAUUCAUAUUUGAAAGCUUCACAUCUGCAUGCUUCUGCUUCAUGCAAAUUUCUGCAACAUAAGUUGCACCCAAGAUUAAUAUAUAAUACCUCGAAGAACAAAAGAAGUGCUUCAGUACUUGUUUUUGGAAAAAAAGGAGACUCUAUGAGUGACAACGAGGAAUUACUAAAGAAAACUCCGGGGAAGUUUAGAAGAGAGUUAACAGUGCAGGACUUGUUGAGGGAGUAUACCAAGAAAAAACAGUUCAGUGGAAAUGGUGGUGGUGGAAAUUCUUUUAGGGGCGGUGGUGAUGGUUCAGGUGGGCCGGAGGGCGAAGGAUUUUCAGCACAAUACGAGGAACUCCUUCAAGUGAUUUUGGCAACUAUUGGUGUUAUAUUUCUGUAUGUACUCAUAACUAAAGGUGAAGAACUGACUCUUCUAUGUAGAGACUACAUCAACUAUCUCUUUGGGGCUAAAGCCAGUGCCAGAUUGAUCCGGACCAUGGAGAAAUGGCGCCAGUAAACAGAUGCAGCAUCCGGAAGGGAUCAUGAACAAAGAUUGGUUAUUGUCCAAUCUGAGAACACCUCUAGAGAGAGUUCUGAGCAAUGUCUUUUCCAGGGUCAAGCUGACUGAUCUGAUUCAUCUUAAACAUUAUUGUUGUCAAAAUUGAAUGAUCCUUUCAGUUAUUUCGAAAAUGUACAUUAUCAUACACCAAAAAGAUUUGAUUAUUGGCGGCUGAGUGGAUAUAUAAAAACGUCUCAACAUUCAUGUCA